CCAAACUGCAACAGUUAGACGGAGAGCUGACCGCCGCAGCAUGCAGCCGCCACCCAGGAAGGUAAAGGAAAGCCAGCAGCUCAAAGUGCUGUUCUCAGAGCAGCUCAGCAAACUGCAGAGCAAACAGCAGCAGGACACCGAGCUGCUGGAGGAGAUCAGGUCCUUCAGCAAGCAGAGAGCAGCUAUAGAGAAGGAGUACGGUCAGGCUCUUCAGAGGUUGGCUGUCCAGUUCCAAAAGAAGGAUUGGCAGAGAGGGAAUAUGGACGCCGUGGUUACUGGGAGUGUGUUUGCUGUAUGGAGAUCCGUGGUGGACGCCGCCGCUCAGGCUGCAGCCUCUCGACUUGCUGCUGCAGAGGAAUACCGCAGACUUACUGGACAAACCUCCAAAAGUAUUCACAAUGCCAAGGAAACUGGGGCCAAAAGAGGCCUGGAGAGACUGCAGAAGGUGCAGGGGGAGGUGGUGGAGGCCCUACGGGAGCUGCACAGGGUCAAGAAGAGCUACCUCCAUCUGAGCAACGUUGCCAGUGUAGCUAGAGAGAAAGCAGCUGAGGCACAGAGCAGACCUAGAAAGAGUGAACAUGGGAUAUUCCACUUCAGACCAGGUCUUCAUAAGAUGACAGUGAAGCUCAAUGCCAGGAUGAAGGAGUGUGAGCAGCGUUUGAACGAAGCUCGGAAUGAGUAUCUGCUGACACUGGCAGCGGUCAACGCACAUCAGCAGCAUUACCACGCUCACGACCUUCCACUCCUGAUGCAGCAAAUGGACGGGGAAGUUUACGAUGAUUUGAGGCACCACUUCGCCCGCCUGUGUGGGACAGAGAUGGACGCCUGUCUGGCGACGCACGAGCCGUUCAGCAGGAUCUGGGAUUGUGUUGCUAAGGUGACCAGAGAGAGGAACGUUCAGCAGCUUCUGCAGGAAUCAGAUUCCUUCAGAAAAACAUCUGACUUCAUCUUCCAGCCUGAUCCGCAGGACAUGGUAUCUGCCCUGCAGGACAUUCAAGGCCCUGAAGGAGAAAGCUGUUUGGUGAAGGAGGCCAAGAAAUGGGCUACUAAGGCUGCUAAGGACUAUAAGAUCAUCACCCAUGGUGAAAGGGCUCUAGAGAUGCUGGAGAGUCGCCUGAAGCUGCUGUCAGGGGAGACGGGGCUCAGUGUGGAGCAGAAGAUCUCAGAGGUUCAGGAGACUGUCAGAAAAGCAAAGCUCAGCAGGGUGAAAGCAGAGGCUCGCCUAACUCUUCUGGCCCACAGUGUCGCAGGCAUCGAACAGUGGCUGCACAAUGCCAUGCACCAGGCAGAGGAGGAACUGGAGACAGAGAGACGCCUCAGCGAGCAGAGAAGGUCCACAGAGGAGUUCUCAGAGGAUGAGUUGGAGCUUACUGAUUUUGAGGUUUAUGAGGAUGAGAAAGGAGACAUAUUUGCAGAUCCCAUGUCUCCCUCUGGCACCUGCGUGUAUCCUGCAGCCUGCAGAGUGAUUUACAGCUAUCAGGCGAGCCAAUCAGAUGAGCUAUCGGUCACAGAGGGGGAGGAGCUUCAUAUCAUUGAAGAUGGAGAUGUGGAGGACUGGCUAAAGGUGUGUAACUCCUGUGGCCAGAUGGGCUACAUUCCUGAGCAGUAUGUGAAGGUCCUGUGUCUGCCAGCAGAGGGCAGUGCUCAGCUGGAUGGCUCCUUCAGUUCCACCUCAUCCUCAGGGAACAAGGAGCGAGCAG
Molecule: messenger RNA, 1700 nt
Organism: Cyprinodon variegatus (sheepshead minnow)
Lineage: Eukaryota; Metazoa; Chordata; Actinopteri; Cyprinodontiformes; Cyprinodontidae
Product: F-BAR and double SH3 domains protein 1-like
Exons: 16
Biological process (GO): regulation of actin filament polymerization; neuromuscular synaptic transmission
Cellular component (GO): recycling endosome; neuromuscular junction
Molecular function (GO): protein binding
Source: RefSeq, a predicted model, not a curated record